Molecule: messenger RNA, 1102 nt
Organism: Acinonyx jubatus (cheetah)
Lineage: Eukaryota; Metazoa; Chordata; Mammalia; Carnivora; Felidae
Gene: LHFPL7
Product: LHFPL tetraspan subfamily member 7
Cellular component (GO): membrane
Source: RefSeq, a predicted model, not a curated record
GCUAAUGGGCAGGGUAGUUGCUGGAAACACAGUGUCUGUGUGUGAUUUAGAAAAAGGUACCCACUCUGGGGAGAAGAAGCCCCUUGGGACAGUGCAAGACUUGAUGGGUGGAGAGAAUGAAUGAAUGACCAAAUGAAUGAACGAGAGAAACACAGGAGGGGCCUUGCCGGGACCAGUGAUGAUGACGUCCCAUGCAGAAAGUGUGUGUUCAAAGUUCUGUUUAAGCACUAUUAUUUAUUCUAAGAUUUGGGGCUAUUCUACUUCCAGAACCUGUUAGCGCAAAGCCCUGUCCCCGCUCCCCAGAUAUUAACACCUCCCAUUGCAUCACGAGGCCAAAAGGAGGCUGAUGACCUGCCUGGGGUCUGAACACAGGACCAGGUCCCUGACUUGGGGAGCGGGAGACCCUCCCCAGCCCAUUUCUCUCCUUCCCGGCAGUCUCCACCACUAACCUCGCCUGUUGCCUGCUAGGUCCUCGACACCCCCUGAUGGCAGGCAGUGUGUGGGCAUCCCUGGGACUCUCCCUUGCCUGUAUCUCAGCCCUCAGCCUCUGCUCUCCCGUCUGGUUCCAGACCCCCACCUUCUCCUUUGGCGUCCUCACCUACUGCUCCUGGCCUCAGGGUAACGGCUGGAACCAGAGCUGUGGAACCUUCAGGUCCCUGGACGACAUUCCUGACCUUGCCUGGAAGGUCUCAGCUGCAAUUCUCCUUGGAGGAUGGCUCUUGUCGGCCUUCCUCCUGUCCUGGGCCCUGGCCCCCAAAGGGCUGUGUCUCAGAAGGGGCAGUGGCCCAAUGCCAGGGGUGCAGGCAGCUGCAGCCACUGCCACCAUUGCGGGCCUGCUGGUUUUCCCCAUCAGCCUGGACUCCCCAUUUGCCAAGGAAGCCUGUGGAACCUCCUCCGUGUACUACAGUGGCCAGUGCCAGCUGGGCUGGGGCUAUGUGACUGCUAUCUUCAGCGCAGUCCUGGCUAGCUUUCUGCCUAUGAUUGGGUGGCCCUGCAUGACUCAGGUCCAGGGGAGGACCAUCCUCUUCCCCAGUGACACUGAGGAAAGCAUCCUCAUGCUAGAAAUGAACAAAUAAAAAUUUCCCAAGAGGAGAAAAAAAAA